UCUUCUGGCCUGUUUUUGGGGUUGAUGACGCAAUCAAAACAAAACUCCAGAGAGUCACGUACCGGACGUAGGUUUGGAAACUAAACUCUUUGUUGUUUUGUAUCGUUUUGUUUUGUUUUGUUUUAGCUCGAUAGUUUAGACACACAGAAGCUAUUUCCCAGCGCCACCACCCGGGGAGCAGCUCGGUUCUGUCCGCCAUGCCUCAGCCUCCGAAGCCCGGGGAGAGACAGCAGCAGCAGCUUCCUCUGGUCCGGUCUCUGGACAGUCGACGCCAGGUUCACGUGCUAUUCUGUAACCGCAGUCCACGCACCGUCCAGCUGCUCUGGAUUAAUUACCAGGGACAACCGCAGUCUUACGGCCAGCUGAAGCCGCAGACUGGGAAGAGGAUAAACACUUUUGAAGGACACCCGUGGAUGUUUCGUGAUGCUGAGACUGAUGACCCGAUGUUGGUGAAUAAUAAGGAGAUGUAUUUGCCCAGCGCACUGGAAAACGGACAAGUCUCUGUGGUCAACAUCACACUACCGGUGUAUUCCCUGAGGGAGCGUUGUCUGCAGGUGGUGAGGAAGCUAGUGUGCAUGGAAGACUUCUCCAGGUUAGAAAUCGCUCAGACUCUUCAGGAAGAUCUCGCUCACAAGCCCAACAUCCAGUCGGACCUGCGGCGCAUCAACCAGAAAGUUGAACAGAGACUACUGCAGAACAGAGAGGCUCAAAACACCUGAACCUCUCUUCACAACAUCACAUCUCCUCUCUCUCUUUAUUAGUACUCUUCUCAAUUAAAUGAUUUUUCUUAUGAUUAUUAUUAUUAUUAUUAUUAUUACAAAAAACCCUCAGGACAGAUGUUCAGCCUCAAGAAUCUCUAGCAUGGAUACUGCAAAUCUGUUUGUUUAGCUGGGUAGAGGACUUUAGAUGUGCUCUCACUGCAGGAACCUUUUUCAGGAACCCAUGAACUUUGUUUUGCUGGAAAAAGGAAAAGCGUGUCAGAGUCUUCCUCUAGUAAAAGUAGAAUCCAGAAAUGUACUUGAGGGAAGUAUCUAUAUUUAAACUUUAAAAGGGGCAAUAGUCGAUUUUUUUUUGCCUGCGGUCAGGCAGUUUGAAGACACUCUACAGGCCACUAAAAUGCUUCAACUUUUAAGAUUUUCUAUCUACAAAAUACAGCUUGCAGGCUGGUUUACUACUCCUUAUACUGUGCUUAUAAAUGAUAAGAAAUAAUAAGUAUUUGUUCGCAAUGUGUGUGAAAAUGUGUGAUGUACAAAAUGUACAGUUGUGUUGCAGCAGUAACAGUACAAAGUGCCUGUGGGCGGAGCUUCCCGGAAAUGGGUGGGGAAUGCGGGAGGGAGCACAAGGAGAAAAAAAAUCAUUAUUAUUAUUAUUAUUGUUAUAUAUUUUUUUUUAAGUGAAAACAUAUCAAAUGCACCUUUAAAGAAUUACAAAGGACACAGAGCAGCGUCAGGAAAACCAAAAAUCUAAGUAACUCAUUUGAACACUUUGGGGAAAAAAUGACUUUGUUACACUACAGUGGUUUUCUUAAACACAUCUACUGUAUAGCUUCGAUUUAGAAAUGUUUCUGAAAGCUGAUGGAGGAUAUUUUGGUACAAAACCGAAUCUUGUCUUUUUAAAAGUCUUCAUUUAGCUAUGUUUUGUAAUAAUCUAUAAAUAUAUAAAUAAAUAAAAGGUUGGCUGUGA
Molecule: messenger RNA, 1683 nt
Organism: Hemibagrus wyckioides
Lineage: Eukaryota; Metazoa; Chordata; Actinopteri; Siluriformes; Bagridae
Gene: vhl
Product: von Hippel-Lindau tumor suppressor
Exons: 3
Coding region: 198-719 (173 amino acids)
Source: RefSeq, a predicted model, not a curated record